This is a messenger RNA of Drosophila mauritiana, 3062 nucleotides long. RefSeq names its product complexin (gene cpx). The coding region runs from base 375 to 803 and encodes 142 amino acids. Lineage: Eukaryota; Metazoa; Arthropoda; Insecta; Diptera; Drosophilidae. Gene Ontology annotation, cellular component: terminal bouton; SNARE complex. The transcript has 7 exons. The record is from RefSeq and is a predicted model, not a curated record. Gene Ontology annotation, biological process: regulation of neurotransmitter secretion; synaptic vesicle exocytosis; neurotransmitter transport. Gene Ontology annotation, molecular function: syntaxin binding.
GCUGCUGGCUACCAGUAUACCGUUUUCGGCAGUUAAUGUAGUUUCGGUCACCAGGAACAGCACCACCGCCCCAGAGCGAACUUUACGGAAGCCUAUCUGCCUAAUGCACGCUCUUCACGGUGGAUUCCCCUAGAACAAACACAUUUCGCGCAGACUAGUCGGAACUUUGCUCCUCAACAACCAAGUGCACGCACUCACAGGAAUCUUCAAGGGAAAUCUGAAAGGAAUACUUGCUGAACUAAGGCCAGCUUACCGAGCACCCAGGACCCAGCGACCGGGACUCAGGAGCCAGCGCGGACUCAACUGCAUCUCUUCGAGCGGAAGCAGAGGACCACAGCCAGGCGCAGCCACGCCCCCCGAGCGACAGCCCAAAGAUGGCGGCCUUCAUAGCUAAGCAGAUGGUUGGAAACCAAUUAAGUGCCGUUAAAGGCGCUGUAGGAGGUGAUGGAGGCGAUGAUGGCGACGACAAGGAAAAGGCAGAGGAGGAGGAGAGGGAGCGUCAGGAGGCCAUCAAGGAGGCCGAGGACCGUCGCAAGGAAAAGCACCGGAAAAUGGAGGAGGAGCGCGAGAAGAUGAGGCAAGACAUUCGCGAUAAGUACAACAUCAAGAAGAAGGAGGAGAUCGUGGAGGCGGCCCCCCAGGAAGAGCCCAAUCCCCUGAUGCGGAAAAAGAAGACGCCCGAGGAACUCGCCGCCGAAGCGGAGCAGGAAGAGCUCGACGAUUUCACAAAACUGAAAAAUCAAAUAGAAACGCAAGUAAAUGAGCUAAAAACUCAAAUAGAGGGAAAAUGUGUCAUGCAGUGAUAUGUCAGUCACCAUAAUAACAGAUAAAUAAAUAUGAUGAUAAAACACAUGUAAUACUGAUAACAUAGCCCAUAAACGGAAAUUAAUUUAACUCAACUUAAAAUUGAAUUUGUUAAUAUGCGAUCAGUUAAUUUACAUGGGAACCAUAAAAUGAAUUAAAACUACUGCGAAUCUAGAACCUAAUAUAACUAUACCCGGCAGCAACAUAACGCCUUUUAAACACUAAAUCCCAAAAUCGAUGACAGCUAUAAUUCGAAAUGCAUAAUCAAAAUCCGAACGAGACGGUGAACUUGAUGAAUUUUAAAGUAGCUAAAUCGUAAACCAAAUCAUUUAAAUCCCAACUAUAGUGAAAGCCUUUAAUAAUAUUCAAAUCACUUUGCUACGAUAAUAAUGUAAUAUACUCAAGCCCAAUAUACAAUACAUAAUCGUUGUUUAGUUGAUAACAUACAAUAAAAAGUAACGAAAUAAUGAAUAUAUUGAAUCGGCACGAUGACACUCGAAUGCAAAUAGAAAAAAUAAUAAUAAAAUAACAUAAAACAAAAAUACCAAUCCUAAAAAACAUUAAGCCAAUGGUGCGACAGAGGAGGCUACCGAGUUUUGUCGAACCGUCGAAGUACAUAUGUUGCUGAAAUCACACUGGACUUGAAAUCCAUCUAUAAGUAUAGAUAUAUUAUAAAAUAAAUCGGCGAAUAUGUUAGAAUGGUCAUUCGAAUACACCCGUUGUGUAUAUAUGUAAAUUUCAAGAAUUUUACUAGGAGUAAUAAUACUUGCAAACGAAUUGACUGCAGGAUACGUUAAAAUGGCUGAUUCUCUAAAUUGUUUAUCAUAACCAAGAAAAAAUGGUUGCAAAUAUAUGAAAAAAGAUUCAGUCAAUUUGUUUUUCAACGUUUGACUCAAACAUCUUUAACAGCUGUUACAUUUUGUUUCUUUCUUAUACAAACAUCAUACCCACACAACAACUAUUGAGAAUUUCGAACUCUUUGAGACAGUUAAUGAUCUCUCUGAUUGAUGCUUCUGAAAUACAUGUUCUCUCGGUGUUUUAUAAGUAUCAUCAACAACAGCCAGAACAACAGCACAAGAAAACGCCUACAGCCAGUACAAGAACAACAUCAACAACAACAUCAACUACAGAAGUAUCCAAAUAUGUAUUAUAUGAGAUGAACAAUACUUUCUAAGCAAACAGUAGAUGAAAACAACAAGCUACAUGAACAACAGCAUCAACUAAACCAGAUCAUUGCAAUUUGCAGGCCAGCAUCCCCUACCUUAUUUCUGAACGUUGUGAAUAAAUUGGAUGUGGUUUACCAAAUAUGCCAAACCAAACACGCUCAUAUAUAUACCUUCCCAUACAUGGUCACCAAAUCACCAGCAUUCAAAUGGCUAUAUGGUGUUGUAAAUGAUUUAAAUAAUGUACAGAUCCAGUAAAAAGCAACGAAACAUACAUAUACAUGUGUACAACAUCCAUUAGAAGUCACUUAAUUAAAAGAGCUAUAUGACACCUUCUGUACUCACAAUAGACAGCUAAACUUCCAAAUCCCAAAAGAGAGUUUCUAAAUAUCAGUUAGAGCUUCGUGCCACAAUUCUUCUAAAAAUUCUCAACAUCAUGUUUUUCAUAAGUCGGUGGGACAGCGAUAAAGCAACCAGGCUUAACGCCCUUCUCUGUCAAUCUAAUAAAGCAAUCCUCUAGUGCCCCUCGCUCCAUACAGAGUUAGGAACGAUCAAACUAAUGAAUGAAUGCCUUAACGUGGCUCAAAUGACUAGACCAUGAAUAGCGAAUAGUUGAUGAUAAGAAGAGUUGAUUCUACCCUAAGAAAGCAACUUGCAGUCCUUGCUUUGUUUCCCUAUUGUCUGUUACUGAACCUGCACCCAGAAAUGUAUCUUAGCUAUGAUCCUUUUAAACUCGAAACUAACAGUCUAUAAACGAACCGCUUUUCAAAUACUUAUAGAAAAUGUUUACCUAGAUUCUACUAUAUGAAUUGCGUUUUGUCUCAGAUAUUUAUAUACGAUUGAAGGCCACUUUAAUUGUUCAAUAUGUUGAACAAACACAUAAUUAAAACCAACACAACUUAUUGAAUCAUACUAUUCAAUCUUAACCAAGUUUUAACGUUAUCAUAAAUGUUUAAAGUGUUAAAUGGUUCAGCCGCUUUCGUUCUCAUUUAUAAUUUGUUAAUACUAUGUUAACGUUUAAAAUAUAGUAUUGAAAAUGUAAUUAUAUGUAUAUCAGAAAGUUCACGAAACCACAGAUUAUUAAAUCUUAACUAU